AUGAGGUUACGUGAAGCAUGGGACCAAGGUUCCUCCGCCACUAUUCCUUCCCUACCGGGUUUCGAUAAGCAGUUCCACGUUUCGUCAGGAUCCGAUGCUGAGGCGAUUUCGACCUACGUGUCAAUAAUUUAUAUUGGCUAUGCUGUUGGAGCGGCCUUAUCUUUCUUUGUGAAUGACCGCAUAGGCCGCCGAUGGUCAUAUCGACUUUACUCGUUAGUUUUCAUCAUCGGUCAGAUGAUUACGGUGGGCGCCCCGAACAUGGGCGCACUCUAUGCGUCACGCAUCAUCACGGGUAUGGGUAUUGGCUCACUUAGUGUGUCCGGACCCAUGAGCAUAGUUGAGAUUUCUCCAAAGGAGAUUCGUGGUCUGCUCACAGCGAUGUACACGGUGUCUAUGGGCCUCGCCCUGACCGUGGCCAACUUUUGCGUGCUGGGAAUUCAUCGAAAUGUCCCCAGUACCAAUCUGCAGUACCAGAUUCCGGCUUUCUCGGUAGCCAUUUUUAUGGCCCUGUGUAUCUCUGCCAGCUUCCUCAUUAGCGAAUCGCCUAGAUGGCUCAUGAUGGUCGGCCGCAAGGAGGAGGCAGUUCAAGCUCUUGUCGACCUACGACGCAUGCCUGCUGACCACCAUCGGAUUGUCGCCGAAGUGCAAGAUAUCGAGACUUCACUCAUUUUGGACUGGGGCGAUAUUCACGGCAACUCAAGCCUUUGGUUGGUCGCCAAGGAGACUUUCACGGUACCUUCCAAUCUGCGCCGCUUGCAACAGGUUUUAGUUGCGUAUGCGCUAGCUCAGCUUUCUGGCGCCAACUCGGUCACCAGCUACUUCAUACCAAUAAUGAGCAUUUUAGGUGACACCGGAGGCACUGAGAGACAUAUGUUUUUAAGCGGCAUGUAUGGGUUCUCGAAGCUUAUUUUCAGCCUCAUUUCCGCUUUCUUCUUCAUUGACAUUCUCGGUCGUCGAAAGUCGCUUUUCAUCGGCAUCACCGCCCAGAUGAUUUCUCAUAUCUACUUAGGCGUAUAUAUCAAGUUCGAACAGAGUGGCCCUGUUCCAAAUGGGGCGUCGACUUUCGCAAUUGUGGCGCUGUUCAUCCACGCCUUUGGGUAUGCCGUUGGCCUUUUCAUUCUACCGUAUGUAUUUGGUGGCGAGCUCUGGCCUAAUCGCAUCCGUUCAUUUGGCGGAGCCGUGGGCGCAACAUGCCAUUGGCUGUUUAUCUAUGCCAUAAAAUAUGCCUUCCCCGAGAUUUUGAGCUCGAUGAACAACUGGGGUGCAUUCAUAUUUUUCGCUGGCUGGUGCUUCUUGGGCCUGCUUUACACCUAUUUUAUUGUCCCCGAGGUUGCCGGUUUGACUGUCGAGGAGAUCGAUAUGAUCUUUCAGGGCCCGUGGUACAACGCCUUUAGACGAACUAAGCGUGGUUCUGUCAUCAAUGGUCUCGAAGAAGGAAGCAUGCAUGACAUCGAGAAGGAAAUCAAGAAAUAG
Molecule: messenger RNA, 1473 nt
Organism: Penicillium angulare
Lineage: Eukaryota; Fungi; Ascomycota; Eurotiomycetes; Eurotiales; Aspergillaceae
Exons: 2
Coding region: 1-1473 (490 amino acids)
Biological process (GO): transmembrane transport; carbohydrate transport
Cellular component (GO): membrane
Molecular function (GO): carbohydrate:proton symporter activity
Source: RefSeq, a predicted model, not a curated record